Messenger RNA from Helianthus annuus (common sunflower), 983 nucleotides. RefSeq names its product protein HOTHEAD. The record is from RefSeq and is a predicted model, not a curated record. NCBI's taxonomy places the organism in Eukaryota, Viridiplantae, Streptophyta, Magnoliopsida, Asterales, Asteraceae. The coding region runs from base 1 to 978 and encodes 325 amino acids. The transcript is spliced from 3 exons. Gene Ontology annotation, molecular function: oxidoreductase activity, acting on CH-OH group of donors; flavin adenine dinucleotide binding.
AUGUAUGUUUCGUCGAAAAAGGUGUCAGGGGUUGGAAGGUCAAGGCCAAGGGCUUAUGGAGUAGUCUUUAAAGAUACGUUCGGGAAAAAGCAUGUGGCCUAUCUAAAAGGUAGAAAGAAGGAUGAAAUCAUAUUGUCUGCUGGGGCUCUUGGAAGCCCACAACUUUUGAUGUUGAGUGGCAUUGGUCCCAAAGACCAACUUGAUGCCCAUAACAUCAAAGUUGUUCUUGAACAACCCUUUGUUGGUCAAGAUAUGGCAGAUAAUCCGCUAAACGUACUCUUCAUCCCUUCUCCGAUCGUUGUUGAGCCAUCUUUACUAGUCCAAGUUGUGGGCAUUACUUCAUUCGGUAGCUAUAUUGAAGCAAGUGGUGGCUUUGAUAUUCUCUUCGCAAAUCUUUCAGUCUAUCAGGGUUAUACACCUGAGAAGGGGGGAUUCAUAUAUGAAAAGGUUAAUGGCCCUUUAUCUAAGGGUAACCUAAAGAUUGUCAAUCGUAAUCCAACUGACAACCCAUCAGUAACAUUCAACUACUUAACCGAACCUGAAGACUUGCAGAAAUGCGUGAAGGGGAUCGAAACCAUCCUAAAAACAGCUAAUUCAAAAGCAUUCUCAAAGUACAAGCUCCCCAAUAUGACAGACCAAGAUAUUCUCGAUCUCAACAUGAAACUACCCUACAACAUGAUUCCACAUGGCAAUACAAGUACCUCGUUAAAACAACAUUGCAAGGACACUGUAAGAACUAUAUGGCAUUAUCACGGCGGGUGUCACAUCGGAAAGGUUGUUGAUGAUGAAUAUAAGGUUCUUGGUGUCGAUUCUCUUCGUGUCAUUGAUGGGUCGACUUUACUUAACUCUCCGGGAACUAAUCCUCAAGCUAGCUUGUUGAUGCUCGGAAGGUACCUUAUAUUGAAAUUCAAAAUAUUACCUAUGUUUCGGACCAACAUUUUCUUCGGAAGGAAAUGGUCAUUUCCAAUGAAUUUCUGAUAAAA